UUGUUCUAAAAGUUCUUCCAGACGUCUUCCUCUAUUUAUCUCCUUAUUUUGAAAAUGAUUUAGAAAAUAGUGAGAAUCCAGCUUUUUCUCUUCUGGUCCGAACCAACCAAGCCUAGCCCAUCUAUUUUUCUAUCGGUGGCCUUCUUCACGUUGGGAGCGCUCCUUCAAGAGAGGCUCUCGCUGACGUCUGCUCCUCUGCCUCACAUGGUCGACGCCAUCCACUCCAACCACCGCGACCACGCCUCUUUUCCUCCAGAAAAUCCCCACCGAGAGCCCCUGCAAACCCUAGCCUCUCCCUUCCACAUACCGCCGCCACCACAAGCUAUCUUUUCCCGUCCUCUUUUCUUCCUCACGCAAUGGAGAAAACACCACAGCGACCACCAUGGCGCCGCCGCAGCUGACCACCCCGCGCCCGUCCGAGACCACCAGAAGCUCCGUCUCGUCGCCCCGGCCCUGCUCGUCCAAGGAAUCGAGCCGGCGUUCUCUCAAUCAACGGCAAACUCGCCGAUUCCCCUCUCCGGCCACCAUGCACCGGCGAGAUUUCCGACCGCCUCCGACCUCGUCCGCCUCCGUCGAGGUGUUCAUCAGUUUCCUGGUGAGAUGGCGCCCCUUUUCCCUCUCUUCCCCGUCCUGUUUGCUCGUUGUUUGGCGUCGCCAAAAUCUGACGGUUUUGUCGCUGUUCUGACCGAGGUUCUCGCCGGAGUUUCCUCAAACGUGUUGCCGAUACUCGCUGCCGUUCGCAUCGCCGGGCAGUGGGAUGGAACCGCCAUGACGACCUGCGCAUCUUCAUCAACCCCGGCGUCGCCUCCCGUCCUCGAGCUAUUUCCCUUCGCCAACGACCUCUCCUGGCAUUUUCUUCUUCCCGGAUAGGAUCACGAAGUGUUGAUGUGAGAUACGAC
Molecule: messenger RNA, 899 nt
Organism: Lolium rigidum
Lineage: Eukaryota; Viridiplantae; Streptophyta; Magnoliopsida; Poales; Poaceae
Exons: 2
Coding region: 205-870 (221 amino acids)
Source: RefSeq, a predicted model, not a curated record